AUGCUGGGUGCACUGCUGCGGAGGAACAUGUCCCAGAAGCUGAGCAUGCUAUUGCUGGUGUUUGGUGUGGUGUGGGGACUAAUGUUGUUGCGCUACACAGUGCAGCAACCACAGCACCAGAGCAGUGCCGAGCUUAGGCAGCAGAUUCUUGAGCUAAGCCGACGCUACGUCAAAGUGCUCACAGAAGAGAACCAGAAUGCACCUGGUGGCCCACAGGGCACCUCUAUGGCAGGAUAUGCUGAUCUGAAGAGGACCAUAGCCGUGUUGCUGGAUGAUAUUAUGACACGGCUGGUUAAAUUGGAGGGGAAGGUCGAUCUGGUGGCGAACUCCUCCGCCACUAACACCUCCCAUCCUGCAGGGGGUGCCCUUUCCUCCGCUCCUGCUGCCUUACAUAAAGCCACCAAGCAGGGGACACCUGACAGUCACCUGGAAACACCACAGCUGCCUGCACAUACACCUAAUAGAGCCCACCAAGGGGUAUAG
Osmerus eperlanus (European smelt) is the source of this 483-nucleotide messenger RNA. RefSeq names its product coiled-coil domain containing 126 (gene ccdc126). Gene Ontology annotation, cellular component: membrane. Bases 1 to 483 code for a protein of 160 amino acids. The transcript is spliced from 2 exons. The record is from RefSeq and is a predicted model, not a curated record. NCBI's taxonomy places the organism in Eukaryota, Metazoa, Chordata, Actinopteri, Osmeriformes, Osmeridae.